Molecule: messenger RNA, 3145 nt
Organism: Trichobilharzia szidati
Lineage: Eukaryota; Metazoa; Platyhelminthes; Trematoda; Strigeidida; Schistosomatidae
Source: the annotation of a GenBank genome assembly
CUUCGUUUAGCUUCAAAUUAAAAUUACACUGAAAUUAAUUAUUUGGAUAUUUUAUUUUACAUUUGUAAAAAAAAAAUAAUAAUAAUUCUAAAAUGACUUUUACUGACUAUAACAUUUUUAAACAACUAUCAACAAGUAUAAUAAACAAAGAUUAAAUUGACAUUACAUCAGUAAAACAACUUUUUUUUAUCCCAUCACUAAGAUAAUAAAAAAAAACAAAAACAAUUUAAAUCAUGUCACAAGAACUUUGGCGGUCGAAAACAGGCAGUGUCAGUUCACUAGAUCGAUUGGCUAAGAGUACUCUAUCAAUGGAUUUACCAGAAGCAAGAAAUUGUCGUGAAGCGCGCGAACAAAGUCGUAAAGAAAUGCAUGUUUUAAAUGAAAAACUUGCUUCACAACUUGAAAAGAUGCGUAUUUUAUCUGAACAAAAUAAAAAGUUAAUGAAUGAUACUGGAUCAAUGAAUCGAUUAACUAAAGAAACUGAAAAAAUUCGUUCAAUGUACAAUACAGAAUUGAAACAGCUACGCCAUUUAGUUGAUGAAUGUGAACGUGAAAAAGCUGACAGUUUAGCGAAAAUUGCUCAUUUACAACAAACUAUUAGAAAUAAACAAGAUCAGAUUAACCAAUUAAAUCAAAGUAAUCAACGUCUGUCAAAACAAUUAGAUGAUGCUUUAAAAGAAUCAAGUAUUAAAGAUGCUGAUAAAGUUGUCUUGGAACGUCGAAUUAAAUCAGCUGAAGAGGAGAUACAUCGACUGCGUACAACAACAGAACAACAUAAACAUGCUAAUAGUCUGUUACACAGAAAUUUAGAUGAAGAAACCGCGAAUCGUAUGAAAUGUCAAUCAGAAAUGCAAACACUAAAAGAAGAAAUGGAAUUUCAUCGUCGUGUUCAUGAACAAGAACUACAAGAAUUACGUUCAAUGACAAAUGUUGUUCAAGAUGAACAAGAUCGUGAUCAUUGGCGUCAUAUCAUGCAAAAUGCCAUAAGAGAUAUCAAGGCUGCUUAUGACAAUCGAUUAGAUUGUAUUCGUGAAGAAAUGGAACAAGGUUAUCUGUUACGUCUUGAAGAAUUAAGCCGUCAAGAUUCACAACAACGAACAGAAUUCAUGAGACUACAAGAAGAGAAUGCAAAACUGAAGAACGCUCUAGACGGUACACGUGGUCGAGAUGAUCAACUACGCGCUAAAUGUGAACAACUUGAACGUUCUUUGAAUGAUUCAGUUGAAGAGUCAAGAAAUCUACGAAAUCAACUAAAUAAACUUAUAAGUGAAUCAGAUCGUGAGAAACAAGCCGCUGAAGAUGCACUGACACGUCUACACAAAGAAUUAUCAGCCUUAACUGAUGCUAAAUUGAAUUUAGAAGCUGAAAUUGCUGCUUAUAGUCGUUUAUUAGAUGCACAAGACAGUCUUAUAUCAGGAACAAAAUCUGAUGGUGGUGUCCGGUCCAAAUCUCCACAUCAUCCGCAUCAACCACCACAGGCACCAAAACAACCACUACCAAUAGCACCGACACCACAACAAAACUCAUUACAGCCAAAUCGUUAUAGUCGGCCAACAUCUGCAAAUUAUCGAUCGUGUAAUGAGCUUAACGUUCGUGUUCCAUCCUAUUCGACGAAUUCACCAAGUCAGCAUGUAAAACAAUCCAGUGAUAACGCUUCUAGAAGAUGGAUGGAUAGAGAUGAACCAAGUGGACAGUCAACUAGAUCGCAUCAUUUUAUUGAUAGAACUGUUGAAGGUAGUCAACAGUUAUCCUGCAGCUAUUCUGAUAAUGAGAAACAACCGAAUACGCUGAGUCAUAGUGAAACUUUUACACGUGGUCAUUUGGUUAUUAAUGAAUGUGCACAAAAUGGAAGUUAUAUAGAAAUAACAAAUAAAGGCAAUAUGGAAGAAUCACUAUUUGGUUGGUGUUUAAUAAGAAAUAUUGAUCAAGGAAGACAAAUCAUUCGAUAUACAUUUCCUAAUCAUACACUACCUCCUCAUUCAAAUAUUAAGAUAUGGGCAGGUAGUAAACCACCUGUCAGAUCAAUAAGUAUUAGUGAUAUUGAAGCACCAUAUUCAACAUGGGGUACUGGUUCUUAUAUACAGACAAGUCUUUACAAUCCAGAUGGUUUAGAGAAGGCAACACAUAUUCAAAAAUUACAAUAAAAUAACAAAAUAAAUAAAUUAUCAUAAUAAUGGCUGUGAAGAAUACAUUAUCAUGGAAUUGGGAAAAUCUUCCACAAAGCGAUCAAAACAAAAAAUAGCACAUUGUUCAUUGAAAACAUAUCCAUAUAUGUGUGUUUUAUCCUUUGGUCUUUGUUAUUAUUAUUAUUAUUAAUAUUCUAUAUUUUGUAAUGUUUUGUAUUGCACUUUCAAAUUUUUAUUCUCUCAAUUAUUCCUCUCCUUACAAUAUUUCGGAUUUUCUACAUAAAAUUUAGGCAAGGAAGGGAGAAAUAUCAGUCGCUAUUAGUUUCCUUCAGUUGCGCACACACACACGCUUUUAGAAAGCAGACCUAGCCUACAACACUGUAGACGGAAAUGCCUCGAAAUGCAACAUUUCUGUCAGCUAGUAUUGACUUCGUAUCUUUUAACUUUAGUAAAUGUUUUUAUACUACUAUAUAAUUGGUUAGUAGUUUGUAAUAUUUUCGUCAAUUUAGUUGUCUGUUAUUAUUUCUUGGCAUUCAAAGUAGAAUAUCGAGACUUCAAAACCCGUUCCUCUUCAACUGGAUUUAUUCUCUGGUUAAAGGCGAUUUGUAGGAGUGCAUAUGUAGGUGUCUGGGAAAUUGAACCCUAAACGACUUAAGUGAUUGGUUGCAAGCAUUCUACCAAUAAACCGCCGAUGCACACUCUUUUACUUAAAUAUUCAUGCACAUCAAAUAAUUUUAUGAGUAUUAUUAUUAUUUUAUGCAUUCUUUUAUACUUUUUCGAAACAGAGUCGGAGGGUAUAUAAGUUUCAUAGUGUACAGUUCCAUUUUUUGUUACUUUUUUCACUUUGAGUGCUGAGGAUGUUUUUGUUUUUGCCGACUACUGAAAAUCUUAAUUUACAGUUAUUAGUUGUUUAAAAAUUGGUGAUAUUUGAUAAAUCAAUGAAUAAAUCAAUAAAUGGAUUUUUCAAAGUUUGUUUAUGUUAUUCUUUUGGCUAGAAUUGAUAUAAUAAUGAUGUUGUG